This is a messenger RNA of Cajanus cajan (pigeon pea), 1967 nucleotides long. RefSeq names its product cytochrome P450 78A5. NCBI's taxonomy places the organism in Eukaryota, Viridiplantae, Streptophyta, Magnoliopsida, Fabales, Fabaceae. The record is from RefSeq and is a predicted model, not a curated record. Gene Ontology annotation, molecular function: oxidoreductase activity, acting on paired donors, with incorporation or reduction of molecular oxygen; iron ion binding; monooxygenase activity.
CAUGCUAUAUAUCCCAUGACACACGUCCAUCUCUGGAUAAUUGCAUCUAUUCACUACAGACCCUAAACCUCUUCCUCUUUUGACCAAACAUGAAGCCCACGGCAACAUUUCUCUCCUUCCUAAUCCCAACACUCCUUUGUCUUGCCCUCUCUUUGCCACUCGCCACUCUCUUCAUCACCCUCUUCGCUCUUUCCCUCAACUACUGGCUUCUCCCUGGAGGCUUUGCAUGGAGGAACUAUCACAGCCCAAACAAAAGACUCCUUACUGGGCCCAUGGGCUGGCCCAUACUCGGGACUCUCCCUCUAAUGGGCUCUCUGGCUCACGCAAAACUCGCUGAUUUAGCAUCCUCGUUAAACGCAAAGAGGUUAAUGGCGCUGAGUCUGGGAGCCACUCCCGUUGUCAUAAGCAGCCACCCCGAGACAGCUAAAGAGAUUCUAUUGGGCUCCUCGUUUUCGGAUCGUCCCAUAAAGGAAACCGCACGUGCUCUCAUGUUCGACCGUGCCAUUGGUUUCGCUCCUUCCGGAACCUACUGGCGACACCUGCGGAGGAUCGCGGCCUUCCACAUGUUCUCUCCGAGGAGGAUUCAGGGCCUCGAGAGCCUCCGGCAGCGCGUGCUUCAGCGAAUGCUCAACACCGCGUGGAGGGAGAUGGAGGAGAAAGGGGUGGUGGAAGUUCGCGGCAUGUUUCAGGAAGCCUCGCUCUGCAAUAUUUUGGAGACCGUGUUUGGGAGCAGUGAUAAGAGGGAGGAGUUGGGUGACAUGGUUAAGGAAGGCUAUCACUUGAUUGCCGAGUUUAAUUUGGAAGAUUAUUUUCCUCUCAAGUUUUUCGACUUUUAUGGGGUCAAGAGAAGGUGCCACAAAUUGGCGGCUAAGGUCACUAGUGUGGUGGGGCAAAUUGUGGAGGAACGAAAAAGAGAAGAGGGGUUCGUUGGGAAGAAUGAUUUUCUUAGCACUUUGCUUUCUUUGCCCAAACAAGAAAGGUUAGGUGAUUCAGAUAUGGUGGCUAUUCUGUGGGAAAUGGUAUUUCGAGGAACAGACACAGUGGCUAUACUCUUGGAAUGGAUCAUGGCUAGAAUGGUUUUACACCAGGACGUACAAAAGAAAGCCCGCGAAGAAAUUGACACGUGCAUCGGCGAAAACAGCCACGUGCGAGACUCGGAUAUUCCGAAUCUGCCUUACCUCCAGGCCAUAGUAAAAGAAGUUCUCCGGCUGCACCCGCCAGGCCCACUACUAUCAUGGGCCCGCCUCGCGGUCCACGACGUCCACGUGGAUAAGGUCCAUGUGCCAGCUGGCACAACAGCGAUGGUUAACAUGUGGGCCAUAUCGCAUGACUCGUCUAUCUGGGAGGACCCAUGGGCUUUCAAGCCCGAGAGGUUCCUGAAAGAAGACGUUUCCAUCAUGGGAUCGGACUUGAGGCUUGCGCCGUUCGGGGCUGGACGUAGGGUGUGCCCGGGUCGGGCCUUGGGCUUGGCCACGGCCCAUCUCUGGCUCGCACAACUCCUACGCCACUUCGUAUGGCUUCCGGCACAACCUGUGGUUGAUCUUUCAGAAUGCCUUAGGCUUUCCAUGGAAAUGAAGACACCUCUGCAAUGUCUAGUGGUUCGUCGAUAAGAAAAAAUAAAUAAAAAUAAAAAUAAAAAUGACGUAAGCCCUUGAGCCAAACUAAGUUAAAUUUGCAAUUAGAAUGAUGAGUUUUUAGUAUGUGAUGUUUGAUGUCAAAAUGGCAAGUCUUCUCUAGUGAAAAUAUUUAGAGACGAGUUUUUAGUAUAAUUAUGACUUAUCUCUAAGUUUUAUUUCGGAGGGUAUCAAGUUAGUCAAAUAAAUAUCUAGUGCUGGUUGACUAGAAAUGGAUGUAAGAAGAGAGUGGAUUAAAAAGAAGAUUUUUAUGUCUCUUUAAAUUGUAAAAUGUAAAUCACUGUUAUGUAAUGAUGUUGCUUUGAUAUGCAUUUUCUUCUCCUUUUAAAGAAA